Aspergillus fischeri NRRL 181 is the source of this 1509-nucleotide messenger RNA. RefSeq lists its product as uncharacterized. The transcript is spliced from 3 exons. The coding region runs from base 1 to 1509 and encodes 502 amino acids. Lineage: Eukaryota; Fungi; Ascomycota; Eurotiomycetes; Eurotiales; Aspergillaceae. The record is from RefSeq and is a predicted model, not a curated record.
AUGGACAUCUCCACUCGAACGGGCCUCUUUCAGAAAGCUUUCCAUCAGAGCAGUGGUCUGUUCCCUGGACCAGGCUUUUACACUGGCCUAGAGUUUUAUUCACAUGAGGAACGAGCGGACAUUCCUACCCUCGAGGCAAACUACCAAAGAGUGCCUGUUUCUCAAUUGAUACAUGGACCGUCGCCUCUGUCUGCUACUCAAGCUGCACCGGAACACAGGCCUCAAGUCAAAUUCGAGCCUUCCGGUCUGUCUGAAACUCAAGGAAGUCUUGUUCAUCCUGCGGUUCCUUCGAGCAUCCACUCCUCACCACCAGUGGGGCACAAAUACCUGGUCAUAAAUGCUAACAAUAACUUGAUGAAGCCGAAGCCAGGAGCUGCAGACGACCAAACUACCCCUCAUGGCGAUCAAACAUACUGGAAUCUGGAAAACCUGCCUGAAGUUCUUUACGUUCUCAGACCCAGAACCGACUACCGCAAAUCGAGACACCGUGUUUAUAAAACAACUAAUGCACUUACUGGAAAGCAGAUCAAUGACUUUGCCGUACUCCCGAGCCAAAUCUCCUCCAAUGUGGAAGGAUGGAGACUCGAGGCCUGGAUGCGUUUGGACCGUCGCAUCACCCAGCAGGAUAUCAUCGACCGUGUCAAUCCCAAGUACAAGUUGACCGCAGAGGAGAUUGAGUCUCGCAGAGAGAACUUUCGCAGCGCCUUCCAUGUGGCUAAUUGGAACACGCAAAAGUCCAUCUGGGACAUUGAUCGCAUGCUCAAGGCCAUCGGAGUUGAUACCCAGAAGAAUACCACUAGGGGACUGACGCCUGGUUUGAUUGAUCCAUCAAAGGGUGAAGCCGGCGGACGCAUCCCUAUACCAGGAGAGAACAUCAUUCAUAUGAAACAGGCAAGGAUGAAUCUAGAAUAUGCUUCCAGCAGCUCCGGUGAAAUGUACGAGGGUCGUCGUCCUGGGCCACUUCACACUUCGCAGGCAGAUUUCAGAACGGAACCGAGCAGCAAUGUGAGAGCAACUGCGUCACCGCAAAUUACAACGAUUGACUCCACUCAUGCCGACUUCGAAUAUCCUGAUGUAGAUGGCUUGGCCUAUUGUAUCGAGCCUUCCACCCGACCCUUCCACGAUGCAGACGAUACUGUUGGUCGCAAAAUGAGUUUGCAGAGAUUUUUGAAAAAAAACAACAUGUCGUACGAGGAUUGGCUUCUCCGCGAUUACGAUGUUGUUGAAAGAGAUACCCUGAAGCGUGGACGCAAUGAGGAUUUGGAGUCUCAGGAGCCCGCAAACGUAAUCGCCAGCUCGAAGCGCAGAUGUGUUGACAAUGCGGACAUUGAGGCGUCCGUGACUAUGAGCAACAGCCGGAAGCGCAGUCGUGGUGAGAAUAUGAAUCUCGGCGAGUCGGCAGCUGGCGACGAUACUAGCACAAAGCGCAGGAGUAUAGAAAGGUCGAACACUGGCAAGUCCACCAAAAGUCCCAGUGAUGAUUUUUGGGCUACUGUCUUGAAAGGCUGA